CACCUGCUAUUGCUUCAUGCCUGAGCAAACAGCCCAGCAGCGGAACAGGCACAUUGGUGCUGGGAAUGUCCAGCGUUGCUGGCAGCUGUAUAUAAGGCACAGAGCUGAUCAACAGCCUGGCAGAGCAGGAGCAUCCUCCCAGCUGGCCAGGAGAUGCUGGCCACCCUCACCCUCCUCCUGGGGCUGCCCCUGGCCCUCGCCUCCGAGCCCCCCACCUGCGCCCCGCUCGUCCCGAUCACCUUCGACAACACCACCAUCCCCAGGGAAUGAGACAUGUGUGAUGAAGAACAGCAGCAAGCUCCAGGUCUUGCAUGAGAACUCCACCCUGGUGCACGUUGAUGAGAACCAGGUGGUUUCCAUGGCCAGAGUGAUCCAAAGCCACGAGGACCUGCUGAUCCUGAACCACAUCAACAUCGACUCCCCAAGUCUGAGCCUCUCAGCACGGACACACAAUGUGAGCAAGGAGCACAUGGAAGAGUUCAAAGCCCACCUGCACUGUCUGGGCCUCACCGAGGAGGACGUGGUCUACACUUCCAUGAAGGAUGCCUGUCCCCCGCCUGCGGAGAAAACAGGUGAAGGUGACGCAGAUCCACAGGUGGAGUAACCCUCAUGGACCAGUUCAGCUGCUCCAUCCUCAUCCUCCUACAGCCAGGCUCAGUGCAGCCUCAGGAGCUCCUAUCCAGGCUUUGUUUUGAUCUCAUGGAUUAAACACCCGGUUUCACUGUUCUCAUCUGGACCCAAAAUAAACCCCUGUGUUACAA
Molecule: messenger RNA, 761 nt
Organism: Neopelma chrysocephalum (saffron-crested tyrant-manakin)
Lineage: Eukaryota; Metazoa; Chordata; Aves; Passeriformes; Pipridae
Product: alpha-1-acid glycoprotein 1-like
Exons: 5
Coding region: 17-604 (195 amino acids)
Source: RefSeq, a predicted model, not a curated record